Molecule: messenger RNA, 246 nt
Organism: Linum trigynum
Lineage: Eukaryota; Viridiplantae; Streptophyta; Magnoliopsida; Malpighiales; Linaceae
Source: the annotation of a GenBank genome assembly
AUGGCGUGGAGCGCGACGAUGAUCGGUGCCCUGCUGGGAUUGGGCACCCAGAUGUACUCCAACGCCCUGCGAAAGCUACCCUAUAUGCGCCAUCCAUGGGAGCAUGUCGUCGGAAUGGGAUUGGGGGUGGUGUUUGUGAACCAGCUUGUGAAAUGGGACGAAAAACUUCAGCAGGACCUCGACAAGAUGCUCGAGAAGGCUAAAGCUGCCAACGAGCGCCGCUACCUGGAGGGAGACGAUGAUUAA